UAUAUGUAAGUGUAUAUAUAUAUAUGCUGAGUUUCGUCCAAAUACCCACAUUCCCCAUAAAAUUUCAACGGGUGUCCUAAAAUUCAAUCAAUUUCUCGUUUUGGCGUUAAAACGGCGCGUUAAAACGGCUUCCCAGCCACUUCAUUAUCAUAGGAAAUGCAGACCCAGCCUUCUCCACGCGUAUUCAAAAAAAAAAGUCCACCCAGCCUCCACGACCAAGUCGCAUGAGCUAUAAUAUGAUAUAUCUCAUUAUUCCAUGUAAGUUCUUUUGCUCUCAGACAUCAAGUAAUUGUUCUCGAGUCCGUUCUAUCUUUUUGCAAAUUUAUCCAAUCAUGCUUCUUAAUACUUCCACUUCCACUAUCUUCGCGCUAUCGUCACUUUUUCUACUAUCAUCGGCGCUUCCAGUUGCUCAAAAUGAUGUUAUUUGGGUUGAACAUAUAAAGAGAGCUACAUACUCUGUUGUGAAUGUCCAAGGGUCUUCUUCGACUUCCAUAAGUGGUGGAAAUUUGGAACCCACGACUACUGUGGUAAAAACCGUUACCAAGACCGACCAGCCGACAACAAAAACAGUGGUCAAGACCGAUGCGACUACAACUACGAAUUACAUAGUUUCAACCCAGACUGUGAGGGGUUCUGAUACAACCGAGACUAUUCCUAUCACCAUUACACCAUCCCCGACGACCGUCACUAGCUUUAGCUAUUCAAUUGUGGAUAUCACUGUUCCAGUGACGACUCCCGAAUCUCCAUCAAAACAGACUACUACCCGUGCGAGUCCCUCUUCAGAACCAUCAUCGUUUUCCGAAUCUUCAACAACAGCCAUAUCUCCCUCAUCGAAAUCUUCCACCAAACCCACGUCAACCUCAACCACACGCGAAACUGUGACAUCAUCUAGUGCUUCCAAGUCACCCAGUGCAGUCGCAUCUUCCUCCACGAGUUUGUUUUCGUCAUCAUCACUGUCCCAAAGCCGUACCAGCGUUACCAGUUUGACUACAUCUCAAGUAUCGAACCCAACCUCAAUUCUUGGAGCAUCGACAAGCACUUGUACCGAUAAAAUAUCUAUCAUCCCAUCUCCCACGACUACUUCAUCAUCAUCGUGGCUUACUACUUAUACGGCCAGAUCCUCGGAUUGGUAUACUAUCACAGUCUUGCCUACAGCCGCUACUACUUCCUAUGAUAAUGGACAAUGGCAUACUAGCUAUCCUUCUUGGAAUUCCACGACUGAUAUCCCAAGAAGCUAAGGAAUAAUCGAUUCGUUCAUCGAAUUCUAACCAUCUUAUUGUUUUGAGAGAAACAAAUAUCACGGAAGGAAACCCCCCCCGAGAAUAUUGAUAAGAUGCUCAUGGCGGAAUCACGUUGCCUCCACUCGCCCUUGGUGGAGCAAGAGUGCUUUCUCGAGAUUAAGCGUGUGACCAGAGGCACGAAAAUCUGUACUUGAUUUGGUUCUACUUACAAAAUUUGGUGCGGUAAUGUUAAUUUGGAGUUGUGGAAUCAUAAAGGAUCAGGCAACCAAGAGCUGGGAUGCCGGUCAGAUUUUAUAUCAUUGAUUGCAUAGGAGGGAAGUCGGAAUGAAUUUGACGAAAUAAUGUUAAAUGAAUAUUGAGAUUUAGGAUAAUUAAUAAUGAAAAAUAAUUAGAAUCA
Messenger RNA from Sclerotinia trifoliorum, 1638 nucleotides. NCBI's taxonomy places the organism in Eukaryota, Fungi, Ascomycota, Leotiomycetes, Helotiales, Sclerotiniaceae. The record is from the annotation of a GenBank genome assembly.